AUGGAUCCCAUGAUGGGCCCUUCGGGUCCUCAGAAACCGAAGAAAAAACGCAUCCGCAAUUGGACGGCUGAGGAUCGAGCCGUUCACCGAGAGUUUGAGAAGUCGCGCCGUGAAGCCUUUAGCGAGCGUCUGGCGGAGUUGACGACCCUACUGCCCAUGCUGAAGACAGAACAGCGUCCAUCGAAGCACAUCAUCGUGGACGCUAGUAUCGCCCAGCACAAAGCCCAAGAAGCCAGGAUUGCUCAGGCAACGCGUGCUCUCCAGUCACUAAUGGCUGAGCGUGAAGCCUUGCUACGUGAAGUCAACAGCAUUCGCGCUAUGUGUCAACCAGGCGCUUGUGUCCCGCUCCAAGCUCAACCAAUAGACCCGGCGGUCCUGGACAUGCUACCAGGUCGUAACGAGCUAGCCGCGGGGCCCUUGAGAAGAUCUGAUCGGCCGCUUGAGCUGCCCCUGCCUUUGUCUAUUCAUGAAACAAGCUUGAUGCCCGUUUCUAGCAGCGCUCCAGUGCCCGGGCACAUGUCCCACCGCCCUCUAAGCCAUGACAAUCCACCUGUCUCUCCCCAUAAUCUCACACACUGGGCCUGGGCAGCCCAAGACAAAUCUUCACAGCCCAUCGAUUUAUCCCCAACUAUUGCACAUGGAGGUUCCCUGCUUUGGACCCAAUCUCCUGGUGUAUUGACAACGACAACGACAACGACACCGCCUAAAGAUGUUGAUUCGGGAUAUGACACCAACCCCAACCAUCUGGUUGAUGACGCUGCCAUUUUCUGGUCUCAGCACCCUGGGAGUUUGACGAAUACACCUCCCCAAGAUGGGGACUCGCCGUUUAACAUCAACUCGACCAGGGUACCUGGCGAUCCGUCUAUGCUGUGGUCUCCCAAUGUGCCCGUCGCCACUACAAAACUACCAAAUGACGCUAUAAUCAUACCACAACAAGUCUUCCAAUCCGCACAUUCAUUCCCAAACCACGAAAGUUUACGUUUAUAA
This is a messenger RNA of Penicillium cinerascens, 987 nucleotides long. RefSeq names its product basic helix-loop-helix domain-containing protein. The transcript has 2 exons. The record is from RefSeq and is a predicted model, not a curated record. Gene Ontology annotation, molecular function: protein dimerization activity. Bases 1 to 987 code for a protein of 328 amino acids. NCBI's taxonomy places the organism in Eukaryota, Fungi, Ascomycota, Eurotiomycetes, Eurotiales, Aspergillaceae.